UUACUCCCUGCCACAACAGCAUAGAACCUAAUGCCUGUGAAAACUGUGAAUGGAGAUAAACGGUUGAACAGUCAAAAUAUUUUCAGAUUUCAGCCUAGUUAUGCACUUCAAACUAUUGCUGGAUAAGCUUAUCCUGACUUUUCAAGCUGACCGACUAGUGCUUCCAUCUAGUUUGUUAUGUAGAAGAAAGUUCCAAACUACGGUAUCUGACCAAACAGAUAUGACAUGCAUUCACAUGUGGGACAGUAAACUAAGAGCUAUGCUUUGACUGGCAUAAUAACCUAUAAACGGGUGAAGACUUUUCCAAAUUAUAAGUGAACUCAUCAUCCUUUACUCAAUUUCAGAGAAACCUUCAACAGAAACGCGUGAGAGAACUAAACAAAAAAAUUAUAUGCAUUGUGAUUUUCAACUUUGAAUACUAAACAGUACAAUGGGUGACAAGAUUUAUCCAAAAUAUAAUCAACUGUGGUAUCACUUUCUUUCACUCAGACACUUCUCACUACAAACGACUAAACAAACUAUAUUUAUGUUUCUUAGUAUGCACUGCGUUUUCCAAGUUUGAACACUCAAACAAUACAAAAUUCAGGUAAAAGUAUCCCAUUCAACGCUGAUCUCACCCACGAAAUAGUUUAUUUUUCUCAAACACAGCUAAGUGUGCGCCGUUGUCACCCAUGAAAUAGUUAAUCAACAAUUAUACAAAUCAACUGUAAAUAGUAUCUCAUACAUAAGCACCAACCUGAGGAUCCAUAUGGUCUAUCAAGCCUAGGGUACACAGUGAGAUAGAAGGGAAAUGAGGUAGCAUUGGCUAAGUUAGAAAGGCAGUUCUGCGGGAAGUAAUCACCAAGUUCCCAACCAUGAAAGAAGCAUCCGUCCUCCUGAUGCUCAUCGCCUUCCAAGUGGUGGCACUAUCUGCAACCUCUUCCGGGAUCUCCAUAGCGUUGCCAGGGUGCCCUGACAAGUGUGGCAACGUGUCAAUCCCCUACCCCUUUGGCAUCGGCAAUGGCUGCGCCGCAGCUAGCUUGAACAGCUACUUCACCGUCACCUGUAACAGCACCUUCCAACCCCCACGACCAAUGAUUGGUGACCCUUCGGGAUUAUCAGAGAUCAUUGACAUCUCCCUGGAGCGCGCUGAGAUGCGCGUUUACGGCCCCGUCAGCUACAACUGCUUCACAUCGAACACCACAGUCAUGGACAACUACACCAGCGGCUUCAACUUGGUGGGUACGCCAUUCAUCCCCUCGACCACGCGCAACCGCUUCAUGGUCAUCGGCUGCAACACCAUGGGUAUCAUUGGUGGCUACCUGCACAGCAACCCAGACCUGUAUGUGGCCGGCUGCUACUCCUACUGCCAGGGCAUCAACAGCACGUCCAACGGUGCGCCGUGCACUGGGAAGGGCUGCUGCGAAACCACCAUCACCCCAAACCUCACCGACUUUGCGGCGCUCUUGAUCAUCAACCAGAGCAGUGUAUGGACAUUCAACCCAUGCUUCUACGCGAUGCUUGCAGAGGUUGGAUGGUACAGCUUCAGGCAGCAGGACCUUGUCGGGCAUCUUGGGUUCAUCAACAAGAGAGCCAAGAGAGGUGUCCCUGUUAUUUCUGACUGGGCCAUCAGAAAUGGCUCCUGCCCAAAGGAUGGAGCAACGGCGCUAAUGGGUUAUGCAUGUGUCAGUUCAAACAGCUAUUGUGUGGGUGCAACCAAUGGCCCAGGCUACAUGUGCAACUGUUCUGAAGGAUAUGAGGGCAAUCCUUAUCUCCCCAGAGGCUGUCAAGACAUAGAUGAGUGCAAGCUGCAUAAGCAAAACUCCAAGUAUACAGAAUUAUACCCAUGCAGAAAUGGGGUAUGUCGCAACAUACCAGGAGGUUAUGUAUGCAAAUGCGGGAUAGGAAAAAAAUCAGAUGGCAAAAAUUCUGGAUGUCGACCUGUGCUAACCCAAGCUGAACAGGUGGUUAUCGGCCUCAGUGUUUCCUCAGUUGUGGUGAUAGCAUUGGCAUGCCUGUUGGCCAUGAAAUUUCAAAGAAGAAAGCACAGGAAGGAGAAGGACGAGUAUUUUAAACAAAAUGGAGGUCUGAAAUUAUAUGAUGAGAUGAGGUCAAGGCAAGUGGACACCUUUCAUAUACUUACAGAGAAAGAGGUAAAGAAAGCCACAGAAAACUACAGCAACGAUCGAGUUCUUGGUUGUGGGGGUCAUGGAAUGGUUUACAGAGGAACUUUAGGUGAUGGCAAAGAAGUUGCCAUAAAGAAGUCCAAAGUAAUCAACGACGACUGCAGAGAAGAAUUUGUAAAUGAGAUAAUAAUAUUGUCACAGAUUAACCAUAGGAACAUCGUGAGGUUACUCGGUUGCUGCUUGGAGGUAGACGUUCCAAUGUUGGUGUAUGAGUUUGUAUCCAAUGGUACCCUCUUUGAGUUCCUUCAUAGCAAUGAUCAUAAAUCAAUAAUCCCAUUGGAUCUUCGACUGAAGAUUGCUACACAAUCAGCAGAGGCCCUUGCUUACAUCCAUUCAUCAACUUCUCGCACAAUUCUGCAUGGGGAUGUCAAAUCACUCAAUAUACUUUUGGAUAAUGAAUACAAUGCAAAAGUUGCAGAUUUUGGAGCAUCGGCACUGAAGCCCAUAGACAAAGAUGAUUUCAUCAUGUUUAUCCAAGGAACUCUUGGGUACCUUGACCCUGAGUCUUUUGUCAGUCAUCACCUUACUGACAGAAGUGAUGUCUACAGUUUUGGGGUUGUUCUUCUAGAGCUACUAACAAGAAAGAAGGCUAUAUUCAUUGAUAAUCUUAAUGAACAGAAAGCGCUAUCGCAUGCCUUCAUCAUGACGUUUCACCAGAAGAAGCUCCGCGAUAUACUGGAUGAUGAUAUAAUAGAAGAUGAAGUUACGGUGGUGCUCGAGAAACUAGCUGAACUCGUCAUGCAUUGUUUGAACCCAAGAGGAGAUGAGAGGCCAACAAUGAAGGAAGUAGCAGAGCGUUUGCAAAUGUUGAGGAGAAUCCAGAUGCAGCAAGUCACCACACCAAAUCCUAUGAGGACGCAAUACCCUGAUGGAGAAUCAUCAAUGUCUAUAGCUUCUGACGAAAUGAAAUACCAGAGCACCAACACAGCCAAAUUGGUCCUUGAUGUGGAUCGUGCAAGAUGACUACUGUAUGUAUCUUUCUUGGCCUGCUGGGGUAACAGUGAAUGUACUUUCUUGUGAAACACUAGUCACAUCUUUCAUUAUCACUGUAUCUGUUUAAAGGGCAGCCCCAGUGCAUGUAGCUCCCGCUUGCGCAGGGUCUGGGGAAGGGUCCGACCACUUUGGGUCUAUUGUACGCAGCCUUUCCCUACAUUUCUGCAAGAGGCUGU
Molecule: messenger RNA, 3334 nt
Organism: Aegilops tauschii subsp. strangulata
Lineage: Eukaryota; Viridiplantae; Streptophyta; Magnoliopsida; Poales; Poaceae
Source: RefSeq, a predicted model, not a curated record